UACAGAGUUGUUUCGAGUCAGUUUUCAGUUUGCUUGCGGUUCCAGUAACAGUGAUAAAGAGCUUGAUGUACCUCUUAAACAAUUUGACAUGGCCGAACAAAGUCCAGCCAAAAAAUUAAGGAAACAGGUCAAGGGGUUUCUUUGCGACGUGAGUCCCGUAAAAGACAUAUAUUUUGAUGCCGUUCUUCAACAUGACGGUGGAAAUAGCAAAGUUGUUGUCUUCAGACCGGAGGAUCACAUGCACUUCCACAACGCAGAAAAGACCCGGAGCUUAGUUACACUAGACGACGUGGUUUUACAGCCGUCUGUGGAGUCCAGCAGAACAAUGGACGUCUUCUACACUCACAGCUCUAAAAUGUCCUGCGUUCGCAACCUCGGAGAAGCAUUUAACAACAGCUUUUCUUCUGGACCACAAGCUGUGCAAUUGUCUGAACUCCUUAACCUACAAACAAAACCAAAGAGGGUCAUCAUUAAUGUAAAGAUUAUCCAGGAGAUGCGCAGGGGAAACUCUGUUGUAUGGGACGGACAGAAUCUUCCAAGAACUGAAUAUACUGUUUCAGAUACCACAGGCUGCAUGAGUCUAACGGUCUGGUGUGAGCACAGCAUCACUGUCGGUGAAUGGUACAACAUCACAAAUGUCUCUGUGAAAGAGUUCAGGGGCAAGACAUCCCUAUCAACUACCAGAGACACACAGAUCAUCAGCAUCCCAUCUCAAGGUACAGCAGCUGCUGAUCAAGUGCCAACAGGAACUAUCAGAUGUGACAUCAUUGGUGCAAACAUUAAAAAUCUCUUGAUUUGUCCUCAUAAACAUAAACUGAAGAGCAUGACACUGUCAAGCCCAACUCUAUAUUGUAUCUCAUGCAAGACACAUUAUAAAAGCACUGCCAUCAUCAUGAACUUUAGUGGACACCUUGAUCUUAAACUAGAAACGGGAAAUGUUGUGAAGGCAAGGAUUGAAGACGAGGUCAUAAGGUCAGCGCUCACAGUCAAUCCCACUGCGUCACCGAAGGACAUUAUUAAGAGCUUCAUUGAUCUGCCAGCCAUGCAGAUCACAAUUCGCGAGAACGUCAUUGUAAUGAUGGAAGAUGUUCCUCAGAAGACUGAAAUCAAGUCUGAAGAUGAGCUUCCUAUUAAAGUGGAACCCGUGGAAGAAUCUGAGUUUUAUUCACCCCCGGAUUAUGGCUUUCUAUUCAGUUCACAAGUCAGAAAAAGAAAAUUUACUGACUGACUCGGAUCAUAGAAAAUCAUAACUUCCCAUUACUGUAUUAUUCAUAGACUUUAGAUAAAAUCAGAACAAAGACAGUCUAACAAAGACUACAAGUGUAAAUAUUUUAACAUUUAAAUACCUUAGAUGAAUGUUUACUGAUGAAUUAAUUGAUUAAAUAUAUUAUUUCCAAAUAAUUUCUAAUUAACAAUUGCACAGAGGUCAGCUACUGUUAUUAUUACAUGGCAUAGAAAUAGUUUUAAUGUUAAUUUUAAAGUUUAAAGUUAAUUGGUGGUGAGAAAUUGAUUGUGAUGUUAUUUCCCUUUGCAUUAAAAUUUGGAUGAUGAUUGUCACAAUCUGUAGAUUUUAUGGUAAUUCGGAGUAAUUGAAGACAUAUAACAGAGAAAAUGAAUGUGAACAAAGUUUUUUUUUUUUAACCAUUUACUCAGAAAAGUUUUUUUGUCAUUCACAUUCCAUAUUCUUUAUUUGCCACACUUACAAAAUUGGCAUCAAAAGUGAAUAUCGUCAGCACACAUUUAGAGUCAAAACAUCACUAACAUUGUGAUCGUGUCAUCAUUUACGUUUGGAAUGAUGACAUAUCAAAUGAUUGUAUUUUAAACACCUGCUGAUUAAGAAAUUAAAGAUGUUGAAGACAGUAUUUGCUGA
Messenger RNA from Onychostoma macrolepis, 1870 nucleotides. RefSeq lists its product as uncharacterized. Gene Ontology annotation, cellular component: SOSS complex. The record is from RefSeq and is a predicted model, not a curated record. Bases 89 to 1228 code for a protein of 379 amino acids. Gene Ontology annotation, molecular function: DNA binding. Lineage: Eukaryota; Metazoa; Chordata; Actinopteri; Cypriniformes; Cyprinidae. The transcript has 5 exons. Gene Ontology annotation, biological process: double-strand break repair via homologous recombination; response to ionizing radiation; mitotic cell cycle checkpoint signaling.